AUGGCCAGCAAAGCUGCCCUCGUCGUCCUCGCGCUCGCGGCCGGCACGGCAGCGGCGGCCGACCCGAUUAACACGGACAAGUACACAGCGAUUGCCGAGGCCGGCGCGUGCCGUGGCAACGGCGGGAGUAGCGAUAAGGUCAACAGCAAGUACAAGCUGGGCCUUACGCAAGCGGAGUGCGAGACCGAGUGCGACAGCAUCAGCACGUGCCUCGGCUACGCGUACCAGACCGGCGCCAGCGACGUGGCGUCGGCGUACUGCCUCAUCCACGGACCGGGUCUCGCCGGGACGUGUUCGGACGCCGCGCUGGACACGCAAGAGAAGUGCGAGGCGAAGGGCACGUGCUCGAUAGCCAGUGUUGCAUGCGCGGACAGCGGGACGUACUGCCUGGGCGUCGAGGAGGCCUGCACGAACCUGGGCGGCACUUGGACGAAAUCCGCUACCACCGUGUGGACCGCUACCUCCGACAACGGCUGGGAGGGCGACUCACACCCGACGACGCACAUCGCCGCGGGGAAUGGCAACGCGGACUAUACGUGCUUCGAUAUUGAUCCUGACGACCACGAUGCGACUUGCGUCAACGGCGACUCGCACGCAUCUCCUGCUGGCAAUCAUGCUGGUUACAAAGAGUGCGCCGCCAACUGGACCGACACGAGCGUGAGCGGCUGCGUGAACAUCGAGGGCUGCCCGGCGACGCCGUGCAAUAGCGACGACUCGGAAGCGUGGUGCUGCAACGCCCACGUCGACGACUGCUCGGAGUGGCACUACUGCGGCUGCGAGCGCGACUUCGAAGCCGGCGGCAAGGAGGAGUCCGCCUGCGACACAGCCGCAGGGUGCGUCUACACGGCGGCGCCGAAAAUGGAGACUCCUGCGACACCGCACCCGGGCGACGCGCUCCACUGCGACAACGUUUACCAAGAGGGCCAGUCGGGCGCGUGCCGCGGCCAGGAUUCGUCGGGCGGCCAGGUAAGCACUAACCAGAAGUACUCGAAGAGCUGCAACGAGGAUGGCACCAAGAAAGAGUGCGGCGGCACGGACCAGCCCGCCUGCGAGAUGACGCAGGCGGAGUGCGAGGCCGGCUGCGCUGCCGAGAACGCGAUCGCCCCCGGGCGCUGCCAGGCGUACCACCACAAGCCCGGCGGGUGGUGCACGAUGUUCGGUCCGACCAUCCACGAGGGCAUCGGAUGGGAAGCGAACCCGACGUGCGUGGAGCCGGCGUCUGCCGGUCCCGGCACCUGCGAGUCGGCGUUCACUGCCGCGAGCGGGACCGCCGAGGCAGACUGCAACACCGCGGGCGGCUGCGUCUACUCAAAGGGCGCUGCCGCCGCGGAUUCGUGCUGGUCGUACUGGUCGUCUGGUUACACGGAGGUCACCGGCACAAACACGAACAUCGAGUACAUGUGCUUCAUGCUCAUUGAUACCACAGUGAACAACGUCUGUGGAAACCUCGCUAGCGACGGCGCCGCGGCGCAGACGCUCGCCUUCGGCGCCGCGCUCGCCGCGGGGCUCCUCGCCUAG
Molecule: messenger RNA, 1518 nt
Organism: Pelagomonas calceolata
Lineage: Eukaryota; Pelagophyceae; Pelagomonadales; Pelagomonadaceae
Source: the annotation of a GenBank genome assembly